AUGAAACUCAUUAUCGCUAAAGAGACCCCACCUACCGGGCCGUACAUGACACUGAGCCACAGAUGGGGGAAACAUGUGUACGAGCAGCUCACUUCUCAAUCGGAAAGCGACUUCAAGACAUCUAUCAACAUUUCAACACUGCCACGAGUUUUCCAAGAUGCAGUCGACAUAACCCGCAAACUCAAUGUUCGAUACCUGUGGAUCGAUUCGCUGUGCAUCAAGCAAGACAAAGAGUGUGGAGACUGGCAGGUUGAGGCCUUGCAGAUGGGAAAUGUGUAUGCCCACUCAUAUCUGAACUUGUCAGCCUCCUAUGCUACGGAAGGUAGCGAUCCGCCACUCUUUUCUCCCAAAUCGUUGGACAACACAUAUCCAUUUAAGCUUCAAGUGGAAUGUGAUGGGCCGCUGGAGAAAGAAUAUGUGGUAGAUGGAGAUGUUUGGGUGGAUGAGGCCCUUGAGGCACCGUUGAUGGGUAGAGGUUGGGUCUUCCAAGAACUAUUCCUUGCCCCGAGAGUUUUACACUUUGGUAAACGGCAGCUGGGUUGGGAGUGCAAUGAACUGGAUGCGCUAGAGAUGUUUCCUCAUGGCUUGCCCAGCAACUUGGGAGCGCUUUCGAAGAAGGAAGUGCACCUCGCCGUUACUCUCCCAAAAGAGAGCACUAAACGGGCCGAUUUCUGUCGAGUUUGGCACGUCCUGGUCUCAAAAUACUCGGCUUGUUCUCUCACGUUUCCCUCGGACAAGUUGGUGGCUUUUGCGGGUGUUGCCAAGAUGAUAGAAGCUUGCCGAAAAGACCAGUACAUUGCCGGUGCAUGGCAGAGUACCUUCUUGGUCGACCUGGUUUGGUUUCUUGUUGAUGAUAGAGAAGGUCUGACCGCAGUUAGCGAGACAACAACCCGCGCCCCCAGCUGGUCAUGGCUCUCCCUGGAUGGGGAGAUAUCCUUCUAUCUAGAGAUUCAUUGGGCAGACAAACUUACUAUGUUUGCCAGUGUUCUGGACAUACCAGCUUCUGAUAGCAUAGGAAGCUCAGCAUUGGUCGCCCGUGGAGCCAUUCGAUUGAAAGGGUUACGGCUACAAGUGAAAGGCGUCAUCUAUGAGGAGUCGGAAAAUGUGCCCAGCAAGUUUACAGUGUACAGGCACGAGUUUGAACAAGCACUAACUCCAGAAUCCACGCGCUUAGACCCGGACAGACCCAAGUCUGACAUCGAGCGUCUUAUCAGGGAUGGAAACUUGUGGUUUGUGCCCGUGUACGCGAGCCAAGCGGCCAUAGCCGCCAUCUUGGUUUCUGCGACAGGUGAAACGGGCGAUUAUUGCCGGGUCGGCGCAGCUCAGAUCCAGUGUCGCAAGAUCCCGCCCGAGAGUUUGGGAUCUCGUCUGGAUGGUUGGACGCCACUCAGUGGGAGCUCCGCUGUUGCUCACAAUGUUGCUCAGAGACUAUAUCGGGACAUACUGGAGGGAUUGAAAGACGGCGAAGAUGAUGUAUUUAAUCUGAUCUGA
Messenger RNA from Fusarium falciforme, 1491 nucleotides. RefSeq names its product HET domain-containing protein. NCBI's taxonomy places the organism in Eukaryota, Fungi, Ascomycota, Sordariomycetes, Hypocreales, Nectriaceae. The transcript has a single exon. The record is from RefSeq and is a predicted model, not a curated record. The coding region runs from base 1 to 1491 and encodes 496 amino acids.